GUUUUGUUUCUAUUUAGCCAACAGCGCGCGUGGUUUUGCUGAUGGAGCAAAAAAAGCUGACUCAGCGGUCAAACAACAACUCGGGGAUCGAGGAUGGGGGCGAGAUUGAGUUAGUUCACACCAGCGGCUGCUCUGUAAAUCUUCCACACACAAAAAAAAUUAAAGGUUUAUUUGAGCUGUUUGAGUAAUCAUAAAGCCCUCUUCUGCUCACAUAGUGCGAAUUGUCACGUUGAAGUGCAAAACAUUCUGGUUGGAGCGCGGCGCAGAGCGCAGCAGCAGCACACACAGCCUUAUGGCUCUUUUUAGGCGCUAAAUAUAUGGCACUUUAAAUCUGACACAUGAAUGGGCGACACGUGGAAAAGCUGCGAGAGACUUGUGCCAGAUAUAUUCCAGUGUCACAUGCACCUCUUUUUCCCUCCGUUUUUCCUGAGGGGCAAUGACUGCCUCCAUUAAUGAUUCACGGGCUCAAAUAAAAGGGAUUUAAGUUGACGUUGCGUCACGUGAGCUGAGCGCAUAAUACUGCGCGAUGUUAUGGCACUGGGAAGAAAACCGGAGCCCCGGUCUGGCCAUAUGAUGCUGAUUAGAUGCGGGUUACCCCCACUUUUCGCGAGGGGAGUACGGGCUUUGUAGUUUGUUUAUCGAGGAGAAGAAAAAAGAAAGAGCGACGCACUGAAAGAGAGGAUCCCGGUUGUGUGGAUAUAUUACACUGCUGUCACGGACGGAUAUGUUUUUCCACGCGGAGCUAGAGCCCAUGCUUUGGGAGGAUGGAUUUUAUUUUGAGGUAUUUCCGCCGAUUGUUCAUUACUGUCGUGAGUUAUGGCUAAGCGAGGCAGAGGUCAGAACAAAGAAGCCAAUCUUUUUUUCCCCUCUCUCUCUUCUUCUGCUUUUUGUGAGGUGAGAAAACAGACAGGUAACAAGAAAGACAAUGUCUGCAAAUAAGUCACAUUUAUACUGAAGCGGAAAAAACAAAACAAAACCAGAGCUCGAAAUAAAACAAACAUGUAAGAUUUAAAUUUUUGUCCGGAAUAUGCUUAAUAUCCUUAAUAUUUCAAUAUAUUAUCUGGGGAAAAAUGUCAUAUUUCUAUUUACCAGGUGUCCAUUUAAAUAGCAGCUAAAAACGAAAAACCAGAAACAGAGCGCGUUGUUGGUGCAAGACGCAAAACCAGCCGUCUUACGCACAGAAAACACAUUUCUUUUUCGGUUGUGGGCGUAAAAAUUAUAUGAGGAUAAGAGCCGUAAAAGUAGGGGGGAAAGACUUGUGUCGCUCCGCCAGGGAAACGAGGAUAUAAUGGAAGACGGAGUGUCAUCCAGGACUGCGUGGCCGUGCUGAGGUCACGGUGCUCCUGCUUGAUUUAUGGGCAUGGGGACUUGGGGAGGACGGUGCGCCAAAGCUAAUGACUAUUCGAUUCGUUUGUUUAAAAAUAAAAAUGCACUAUCCAACAAGCACCUUAUUUACAUCGGUCCUGAUUUAUUCUAUUUAUAUAAGAAAUUACACGAAGAGGCAUCUAAAUAUUUACUUCAGAAUUUCUUUGAGAACAUCAGAAUGGUUAUUUCGUCUUGUAUUUUGCUCUAACAUCAAGCUCGCACUUGAGUUGCCUUGUUAGAAAAUAUGAGAAUUUUUUAGGAAGCUACAAACAUAUUAGCAGUUGUAAAACGCUGUUAAUUCUACGUCUAAAUAAUAAAACAAAUACGACAAAAUAUUGACAUACAUUUUUUUUAACUUUGAUUAGAAUUAGUGUUUUGGCACCAUUUAAACAAAAAUCCUAAAAUAUACAGAACAUAAUAAUAAUAAUAAUAAGCGCAACUGUAGUUAUUUUUAUGUGUAAAGGCCACUCAUUUUUUAAAAUUGCAUCUAAAAAGGCUUUAAAAUAUUGCUGCUAUUUAUAAGAGAUUUGAAAUAUUUACUCCUCUCCUCCUUACAGAAUUCCAGCUAAGUAAAUUCGAGCCAUCUCACGCUCUCGCCUUCGGUUCACCCGAGGAGGCCAUUGGCGGAGAGGCGUCACGUGACCACGGGGUGCCAAUGUUAUUCUACAAGGGUGUCAAGACCCUGUCAGUUUCUGAAAUAAAUAUUGGGAAACGGCGAGAUGCAAAAGGCAACCUUCUACGACAGCUCUGCAAUUUACAGUGGCUACCCAUAUCAAAGCGCAAAUGGCUUCAGUUAUGAUGCCAAUCAGGUCCAAUAUCCCCGGGCCUCUCAUGUGGAAAGUGAGUACCAUCGACCUGCCUGCUCCCUGCAGUCUCCUGACGGCUCUGUGGCUCUGCAAAAGCCUGGGGAGAUGGCGGAGAGCUGCGACAGGAGCGCAGCCAUUCAGGCGGCGCAGUCCAAGGUCCAUCCCGAAAGCAAUCAACCGCAGGUGUCGGUGUCAGUCCCACCCCCUCCUCCACCUCCUCCACCUCCUCCUCCUCCGCCUCCGCCACAGUCGCCCGGUGUUAUCAACCAAAACAUAAGCAACCGGUCCAACCAGCCUAAUGCCAAGACCGGCUCCCCGACCUCAGCGGCUCGGGGCAAACAGAUUUUCCCCUGGAUGAAGGAAUCCCGUCAAAACACCAAGCAGAAACCCACCAGUACUUCAGUGGAGAGCUGUCCCGGAGACAAGAGCCCUCCGGGGUCAGCAGCAUCGAAGAGGGCCCGGACAGCUUACACCAGCGCGCAGCUCGUGGAGCUGGAGAAGGAGUUCCACUUUAACCGGUACCUCUGUCGACCCAGGAGGGUGGAGAUGGCUAACCUGCUCAACCUCACCGAGAGACAGAUCAAAAUUUGGUUCCAGAACCGCAGGAUGAAGUAUAAGAAGGAUCAGAAAGGCGUUGGAAUGAUGCCUUCCCCCGGUGGGCAGUCCCCACGGAGUCCCGGGGGUCCUGUUUCCGGUGGUGGCGGCAGUGGUGGAGGCGGGGGUAGCGGAGGAUAUCUCAGCUCUAUGCAUUCUCUUGUAAACAGUGUCCCUUAUGAAUCCCAGUCGCCCACGUCUUACAAUAAACCUCAUCAAAACGCAUAUGGAAUGGCCACGUCAUACCCCGCUCCUUUGAAUAACUGCGCGCCCUCCCAGAAGAGGUAUCCCGGCGCCGACUCGGCCACGCCCGAGUAUGACGCGCAUCCUCUCCAAGGCAACGGCAACUACGGGACGCACAUGCAGGGCAGCCCUGUUUAUGUCGGCGGAGGCUACAUCGACUCCAUGUCCAAUUCUGGCUCCUCCGUUUUCGGUCUGACCCACCUCCCGCACCCGCCGUCCGCAAACAUGGACUACAACGGAGCAAUCACAAUGGGCAACAGUCAGCAUCACGGAGUGUGUGAUCCGACACCGACGUACACAGACCUAACGCCGCACUACUCUCAGGGAAGAAUCCAGGAAGCGCCAAAACUGACGCAUCUGUAGCGACGGCGCAGCCUGGAGAUCACUCCGCCCCCAUUGUCUUACCCUCCUCCAGACACAUUUACCGUUUAUCUGCGCGUCCUCACGGCUUCCACUCUGUCUCUCUCUCUCUCUCUCUCUCUCUCUCUCUCUGCUUUUGUUUCUGAUUAAUUUGAUGUGUGAAGUAGUGUAGGACAAAUAAUCAACACUUGCUUGAAUUUUUGCUCGUGUCAUUGUUCUCACAAACACCUUUCUCUCUGCCCAAAAGGACGUAGAGCGGGGGGGCAGUAUAUGCAUAUUCAAUCUUUUUUUAAAAUCUUGUUUUAAAUCUCAAACAGGGUAUUAUGAACAUAUGCUAUUAUUUUUUAAUGUGAUUUUGUCCGUUUUUAAUUUAUCCGCAGGUGAAGAAUUGUUUUGCAUUUUGUUGCACUUGUGAAAGGAUCCUCAAAAAAAUUAGGAUUAUGAGUGAAAUACAUUUUUAAAAACAAGGGUCUCGAGCUUGUAAACAACCUUUCUUUUCUUGUGUUCUUGGACUUUUAAUGUUAUUUAUUAUAUUUUUUUUCUCGGUGUAAGAUAAGCAGUUCCUUUAGUAUUAUUUGACACCCCUGCAAUGUUUGCGUGGGGAGAAUGUUGGUAGAAAUUAGCGUAUCGGCCAUUUCCCGUUCAUAUACACACAUACACAGCACACAAUGUUACUGCUAUGAUUAUUUUUUUCUUUGUUUGAGGAGGUAUUUUAUUUUGAAAACGAAUGUAAAAUCAAUCAGUCAUGCAAUAAGGGUGAAAGAAAGGACAGUUUGUUUGCAGUUUCUUUAUUGAAAAAAAAAAAAUUACUUUUCCCAUACAUUCCAAGCUGCUCCAGAAAUAAAUAAAAAUAAUUAAAAUAUAAUUGCAGCAUAUUCUUCAGUUUUAAUGUCUACACACAGCAGAAACAUCACAAAUUAACAUAACUUUUUUUUUUUUAAAGAAACAAUAUAAAACACAUUUGGACAUUAAAAAAAUACAUUUUUAUUUUUAAUUGGCAACUUUAUUAACAAAUGGCUGUAAUGAGAAUUCAAAAACAUUUUUUUUCCAAAAACGGUUGCAAUCACAAACACGCUUCUUUUUUUUUUUUUUCUUUUUUUUUUAAUUCCAUUCCUUCUUCUUUAAUAGACGUAAAAUAAAUUCGGGCGUCCUUCUCCCUUCUUUAUCUGCGUGGGUACAUCCAUAAUAAUAAAAAUGUCACCUGGACCCUUCUGGAGUUUCUGCAAGAAAAACAACUCGCCAAAUGAGAAAUCACUUCAAAAAAUAAUUUCCUGAUAUGUGCAGUCAAGUUAAAAAAAAGCAACCAGAGAGGAUACACAGCGCUUAUUUAGCUCAUUAUUUAAAAAUUGUGAACAUUAAUAUAAAUCAACGACGUUUAUGAUCACGAUAAAUUGUGACUGAAAUAGAAAUGUAUACUUCUGUGUGCUUUUGUUGAAAUGAAAGGUUCGUGUUGGAAUUGUUCGAUUUAUUUUAACUGGCGCAUUUUUUUCCGGAAAAAUAGAGCUAAGGUGCUUCCACUCUUAUUUCAUUUUUGGCUUUUUUUAUGUGCAGCAAAUAAUCCAAAAUCUUUUCCACAUCAAAUUCACAUUGUUCUACACGUUCCUUAUGGUUAUUUUGGUGCUCAGUGUAUUUGCUCAAUUAUUUGAUCUCACUAAUUUUGCGCAACAUCAUUUUCAACCCUUGAUGAUUGAUAUCAGGGGCCACGAACAGUAGUGGCCCUGACAUAUGGUUAGCAGGGGAAAGCUAGAACAAUUGAACCAUGGUGUGUCAGAAAAAAAAAGUAUUUCUGCAUCCAACACACAUAAACGCGCACGCACACACAGGAAGAGGCUGAUGUGACCCAUAUGCGCCAUACACAGGUAACGCAUAAGUAAACGUUUUUUUGCUGAAACACACGAUGUGUAUUUUUUUCACUGCGUGUCCAUCCGUGGGAAAAUAGUCUUAAAUCAAUCCUUGUGCAAAGAGAAGUGUGUAGGAGAGGCUGAAGUCCACAUAAACGCUGCCACCCACUCCUGUCCUCGCGCACAAAGCCUGUGUGUAAUUCCAAAAUGCCCAUCCAUCUCUUCCCCCAGCAUCUCUGUCACACAGUCUGAAACGGAAAAACAAAGAAAAGAAAUACAACUGAGUAAAUCACAUUUUCCAAAAAAAUAAAAAAAUAUAAAAAAUAAAAAUAAAAAGAAAAUCCAGGCGGAGAAGCUGCUUCUCGCUAUACUCACCGGUGGUGCGUAAUCGGCCGCUCCAACAACGGAAACGGUCUGAUCGUGUACAUCUUGGGUUCUUAUUUAUCUUUUAAAACAUCCCUCCAGCGACAGCCGGACUAUAACCGCGAGCCCAAACUGGUUCUAAUCUGAGUGGCCAGUGUUUCUCAGCGCUUCCUGGCUGCAUUUGAUCCGGGGGAGAGUUAGAAGCCUUAAAUGUGUUGUGAGGGCACCGAGCUGUCAGACCUUUUGGCGAGUAAGAUUGAUCGCGCGCAGGCUUCCAGGCUUCUUUGUUUGGUAUAUAAGCAACAAAAACUGAGAGAUGCCUACCUACUUCUCUCCUUCCCUUCUUUUACUCACCAAGUCAUAUAUUAUUAUUGUCUUAAAACAAGUAAUGGAUGCAUUGACGGGAAACAUUCCAAAAGUGACUUGCACACAUUAUUCUGGGAGGAGUGUGAAACCAAACACAAAACGAAAUCUCCAUUUGUAUUUUUAGUAUUGCAAAUGAAUUCGUUGAAAAUGCUCCAAUAAUCUUGUUUUGUUUUUGCUUCAUUGCGAUUAAGUUCAAAUGCAUUUUUGAGACACAGAAGGCCUUUACGCACCAAUUACGCACAUAUGCAUCCGUUUUAAGAGAAGGCAUUGAUCGUGUUAUUAUUAUCGAAAAAUAAGCAAUUUCUCGAUGGAAUCAGCAGUGUGCUUGUGGAUAUAGAACGCGAGGUUCAUUUUUGGGGAGGGGGUGGGGUUAAAGGUAAAUAUAUGAUUUUAUUACUCCAAAAAGGAUUUGUUUGACCACAUAAACGCGCGGAUUUCUGUAUUAUUUCAUAUCUGUCAAUAUUAACUUGAUGAAUGAGCUUUUUAUUGCAUUGACUCUGAAGCUCACAUCUUAAAUCCGGCAUUACUGUGAUUUGUUAGACUUAGCAUCACAUUUUUUGGGGGGAGGGUGGGGUGGGAAGUGGGGGAGGUUAAAUCACUACCCUCCUCCCCCCACAUCCGAAGCCUGAAGUACUGGCAUGAAGCGUGCGCGCGUGCGUGCGUGCGCGGUGUGGGCGUUCUCCACCGACGUGUUAGAACAAUACGAGAAAGAGGAGCGCACGAAUCCGUGCACACCGCAGGCUGAGCUCCUUCCCCUGUAAUAGUGAGCGUCAGCCAUUCUAAAAAAAAAAAAAAAAAGAAGAAAAAAGUAAAAAAAUGUGACUUAGCAGAGCGGGACUGCA
Molecule: messenger RNA, 6780 nt
Organism: Thalassophryne amazonica
Lineage: Eukaryota; Metazoa; Chordata; Actinopteri; Batrachoidiformes; Batrachoididae
Gene: hoxa3a
Product: homeobox A3a
Exons: 3
Coding region: 2085-3371 (428 amino acids)
Biological process (GO): regulation of transcription by RNA polymerase II
Cellular component (GO): nucleus
Molecular function (GO): RNA polymerase II cis-regulatory region sequence-specific DNA binding; DNA-binding transcription factor activity, RNA polymerase II-specific
Source: RefSeq, a predicted model, not a curated record